Messenger RNA from Alosa sapidissima (American shad), 916 nucleotides. RefSeq lists its product as uncharacterized. The record is from RefSeq and is a predicted model, not a curated record. The transcript has 2 exons. Lineage: Eukaryota; Metazoa; Chordata; Actinopteri; Clupeiformes; Clupeidae. The coding region runs from base 42 to 839 and encodes 265 amino acids.
CACACUCACACAUACACUGUACGGGGAACCAACUUGUCAGGAUGGACACAGCUAUGAAAGAAACAGCUGCACACACAUCUACCAACGAGAAAGAAGGAAAGGCAGAAGACCAUCAGGAAGAAGAAAAGGCAGAAGAACUACGAAGGUGGUCAACCAAAACUUUGAAACGGAAACAGAAACUUUGUGGAAUAAAGCAAUAUUUUGCCGCAAUGUUUUUGGUUGUGGGGUUUAGCACAGUAAUGUUUACAAGUGUAAUGGUGCAUGCCUUCACACUCGGAAGUUUAACAGUAAUCCCAGUGGUGCUUAAACUACUCUGUAGGGGAAAUGAAUCCAAGUGUUUGGCAGGAUUUAAAGAAAUAGUCGAUGCAUUUCAGACAGGAUGUAAUUGUGUACUCAACCUGUUUACUAGAAUUACAGGAAAAGAUGUAGCAGCAAAGGUGGACACUCAGUUUGGUUGCACCAUGAGGGGAGCAGUAGAUGGAGCUGUGGGCGGAACUCUUGGUGGUUUAGCAUACACGUUCUUGAGACUGAUACAUCCAUACUUCGGACAGGCAGUUGGCAGUGCACUAGGGGCUACUCUAGGUUGGACAAUCGGCAAAACAUUCACCGCCGACAUUCUGAAGAAACACAUGACAACAGACAAAGACAGACGUCAUGACGGAGCAGUAGCUGGUGCUUUAGGAGGGAGCAUUGGGGCGUUUUUCGGCUUCCUGAAGGGAGGUGUUGUUGGUGGUUUAGCUGGAGGCGUGAUUGGCAUGAUUACAGAUACAUACUUACAAACCAAUCAAACCAAACGACAGACACAUACUGACAAACCAAACCAAUCGUCAAUUGGUUGAAAAGUAAGCAUUAAGGAUGUUUUAUGUUCAGGAAUUAUUACAGACAGACUGUUUCUCAGUGUAGCAGAGGCAGUGGG